AUGAUUGACUGGACUCUUGUUAAAGCUCUUGCCAUACCAAAUGUUGGGGGAUGGGCGAGUGCUCUGACUAUGGCUGGUCAAGUUCGAAGCCCUAGUGGCAAAGCUUGGUAUGACCAUCUAAAAAAGCCAACAUGGAACCCUCCAAAGUGGGUGUUUGGACCAGCAUGGACUGUCCUGUAUACAGGAAUGGGCUACGCCUCAUACAUUGUCUAUGAAGAUUGUGGAGGUUUUACAGAGAAUGCAUUGGUACCUCUAAGUUUAUUUGGAACACAACUUAUUUUCAACUGGACAUGGUCGCCGAUCUUCUUCAAGUUCCACAAAAUUGGAUUGGCGUUCAUCCACAUGAUAGCUCUGGAUGUUGCUGCAGGAGCAUGUACCAUAAGUUUUUUCAAUGUGAACAAGAAAACUCUUUACUUUAUGGCCCCAUACAUGUGCUGGCUCACAUUUGCCUCCUUCCUUAACUACACAAUCUGGAAGUUGAAUCCCGAUGUACCUAAAGACCCUAACAAUAAAGAUGAUUAA
This is a messenger RNA of Leptosia nina, 522 nucleotides long. The record is from the annotation of a GenBank genome assembly. Lineage: Eukaryota; Metazoa; Arthropoda; Insecta; Lepidoptera; Pieridae.